AUGCGUAAGCCCGUUGAAAGUUUUGGUAGGGCCUUAAUACGCAUGUCAUGGUCCAAAAAAAAUCUUUAUAUAAUGCAUAGUAGAGGUUCUCGUCCACCACGUUUGCAAAACCGUUCUCUCUUUCAACAAAAAUGGCAAGCAAAAAAGGACACGAGAGCUUAUCACGGUGCACAACUUAACGAACGACAGUUUCGUCGUCUAUUUGAACCUCGUUUACCUACUACCAAUAUUCGAAUUACUCGUGAUAAAGCUAUUACAGAAGGUAAACAUCCACAUGUUUCAGUUUUAACAUAUGCGUGUUUGGAGAGACGAUUGGAUUUUAUUGUGUUUAGAAGUUGUUUUGCUCCAAGUAUAUGGGCUGCUAGACAAUUGGUUGUUCAUGGAAAAAUUACUGUAAACGGAAAGAAGGUAUCCGAGCCAUCACAUUUAGCAUCUGAUGGUGAUCUUAUUAGUGUAGACCCAAAAGCUAUUUCUCUUCUUUCUGAACCUUCAACUGAAAAAGGACUCACCUUUAAACCAAGACCUUACAUGCAACCAUUUUUAUUCAUCCCCGAGUAUUUGGAAGUCAAUUUCAACACGUGUUCUACCGUGUUUUUGCGAAGCCCUAUUUCGAGGCCGGGACGUACUGAAAUCCCAUCACCAUUUCCGCCUGAAUUUCAUUCAUUAGCUCAUGAAUUUUAUGCAGAGAGAAGUAAGAAAAAGAGAGGAAGACGACAGAAACGUUUAUUACCUAUUGAAGAUCGGUUUAAAAUUGAUUAA
Diversispora eburnea is the source of this 759-nucleotide messenger RNA. NCBI's taxonomy places the organism in Eukaryota, Fungi, Glomeromycota, Glomeromycetes, Diversisporales, Diversisporaceae. The record is from the annotation of a GenBank genome assembly.